Messenger RNA from Phytophthora infestans T30-4, 3090 nucleotides. Its product is annotated as DNA polymerase epsilon subunit, putative. Lineage: Eukaryota; Oomycota; Peronosporomycetes; Peronosporales; Peronosporaceae. Gene Ontology annotation, biological process: DNA-templated DNA replication; error-prone translesion synthesis. The transcript has 13 exons. Gene Ontology annotation, molecular function: DNA binding. Gene Ontology annotation, cellular component: epsilon DNA polymerase complex. The record is from RefSeq and is a predicted model, not a curated record. The coding region runs from base 1 to 2949 and encodes 982 amino acids.
AUGCUUCGCUGCGGAGUUGCGCCGCUACUGCGUGGGCGCUCGACGCGCUCCAUGUCGUUGCUGAGCUCAAUCUUCGGCAUCGGCGAGUUCGAGGGCGCGCGCAACACGUCGCUGAACCGCAGCACGAGCAAGCAGCAGGCGUACGACCUGGCACUGCUAGACUAUGUGAGCAUGAACUCGCACCCCAAGUUCAUGCUGCAGCAGAUACUGGAAGAUGACGCCCCGUUUCUCAUGGGCCACGUGCUGGUAGGCACCAGCCAGUGCCUCGCUUCGCUCAUGCACCAAGACGCGCUGGAUGCAACGACCAGACUCCACGUUGCAACGAAAAUUGUCCAACAAGGAGAAACAACGGUGAGCGAGAAGAUGCACGUGCAGGCGCUGGACGCGAUGGUUCACGGUCGUCAUCAUGAGGCUGCUGCUGUGUACGAGACAAUCUUGCUGCACGACCACAGAGACCUAUUGGCGUUGCGCUGCUGCUAUGAUAUUUACCUUUUCCUUGGACUGCCGUCUUGGUCGCCGAACGACAAUGGGUACAGCCUUCUGCUAGGCAUGCAGGCGUACGGAAUGCAGGCUGCGGGGCGGCUGGAUGCCGCGGAGGCCCUGGCGGAGAAGACGCUGUCCAUGAAUGGAAACGAUCGUUGGGCCUUACACACCAUGCUGCACGUGCUGGAAGCACGAGGCAACGCUAACCACGGAGCAAGCUACGCAAACCAACACAAGGAAGGCUUUGACAACGGUGGGCCACUGGAACGGCAUCUGUAUUUCCAGUGGGCGCUCUACAUGCUGGAUCUGGGACAUUAUGAUCGCAUCGACAAGAUGCUAGAGGUCAAUAUUUUUCCCUACCACCCUGAUGGUGCUCCUCACGCAGUAUCCACGCUUUGCGACGCCACUCAGCUCUACUGGAGAUUGCGCUUUGCAGGCCAAGAUACGACAGAAUUAGGCAACCAGCUUCUUCAAAACUGGUCUGCUGUGCUGUCACCUUCAGACUUGGAGACAAACGAAGUGUCGACAGCACGUCUGCACCCUCUUGCGAGGACGCGGUUUAAAGACGCAACUGAAGCUCUGUUGCCGGUGCGCGGAAAGCUUGGACUUCUUGGUGGGACAGAUGUAGACCAAGACGUGGUAGAACAACUCCUCAUCGAGUGGUACGACUACCUCUGUCUCACCUCCCAGAAUAACUUAAUAAGUUCUGUGUGUUAUCGUGACAGUGCAAGCAAGUGCGAUGACCUGAGGCUUGCCAAGCUUCUCCUCAACGAACGACUGAGUGCAAGACCGCAGAGUGCACAAUGCUGGAGCACCUUUUCACGCGUGUCGGCAGCGUCGGGAGAUUCGUCUGCUGUGCGUGACGCACAGGGCAUGAGCUACGUGCUGGGACUUGGUCAAGACGAUUCCCUCGAUGAUCUCUCGUUCCUCACUCACACAGUUUUCGCAUUUGCGCUCAGUGAGGCAUCAUUACAGCUCGAAGAUGUCAUUUACGCCAUCAAGAAUAACAUCGACCGCAGCAAAAUGACGUCGUCUGUGGUGACGCUUGAGGCUCUGGAGAGCGCUUUGGACACUCUAUUGGCCGUAUCUGCUGAGAAUGACUACGAGCAGAUCCAAGUGUUUGGUGCCUUCGACACACCGCGACUACACUUCAACAUGCACAACAACUCGUACGACCUGAGAGCAGAUACCCACCGCCGUCUCCACGCUGGACCAGAGGCGAGAAUCCAGCUCCUGAGGAACAGAUUCAUGUCGGUGGAUCUCCGUGUCAAGCGGAAUCGACUGUUUGCACCGCUAUCAGCUGCAGUGGCAAACACCAUCGAGUACAUGGAGCUAUCGCGGAUCGAAUCACUACUGGGUGUGAGUGGAGUACGACGCGUCAUUGGCAUGUUGGGGCAGGAUGAACGCAAGAGAUUUUACUUGGAAGACUUCACGUCGCGGAUCAUUAUCGACCUGACCAAUGCAGCAUACACGGACGGUCUCUUUACGAUCAAUUGUGUUGUAUUAGUGGAAGGUGAAGUCAUUGAUGACGUGCUUCAUGUUCAGUCGAUGGGGUUCCCUCCUCCAGAGACCAAAGAAGCGUCUUUGGAAGUCUUGGGAGGCAUUGACCCGCUGGGUGUGGAGGUGUCAGCGCAGCAACGGGAACAGAUCCGAGAACUGGAAGCCAGCGACCAUCACGCCGCGUUCAUUGUGUUGUCGGACGUUCAUCUGGACGAUCCUCUAGUCAUGAGCAAGCUGGAUGAGCUUUUCCAAGGUCUAGAGAGUGUGCAGCCCACGCUUUUCAUCCUCAUGGGUGACUUCAUGUCCACGUCGAUUGGGGGAGGUGCAGGAUCCAACUCGUUGCAAGAUUUGCGUGAGUACUUGGAGGAGCUCGGGAGUCUCAUUCUGAAGUACCCUGGCAUCGCUGAAAACUCACGCUUCAUCCUGGUACCGGGACCGAACGACCCGGGAUCGUCGCGUGCAUUCCCGCGCCACCCUCUACCUGAUCUGUGCACUCGCGAACUCAUCCGCAAGGUUCCGAACGUCACUUGCAGCACCAAUCCAUGCCGGAUCCGCUACUACACGCAGGACAUUGUGAUCUUCCGCGAUGAUCUCCAACAAAAGAUGCAACGACAUGCUAUCCUGCCACCGACGCCAAGUGAACAAGGAGAAGCGAUGGACGAAGAUGGUGAAACGGUCCACUCUGUCUCUCAAACGGAUAUCUCCAAGCAUCUGGCCAAGACUGUAAUCGACCAAGCGCAUUUGUGUCCGCUGCCACUGAUGGCGAACCCGAUCAAUUGGGACUUUGAUUCGUCGCUUCAGCUCUUCCCCGCUCCAGAUGUGCUCAUCUUGGGCGACUCGACCGAGCAAUACCAGCUUGGAUACUCGUCCAUUGGUGUCUUCCAUCCUGGGCCAUUCCAUGCUGACUACUCGUUCGUGUUCUACCGUCCAAGCACCAACACGACCGAGUUUAGUCGCGUCGAAUAAGUUCGUCAGGAAUAAGAUACUUCUUUCAGGGCACGAAGUAUGCAGAUAGUUUUCCUGAAGGUCUUGGGCUACUUUUUAGAGGACUUUAGAGGAUACUUGCUAGGUAUUAUAGUCAGAAUUACGUGAUAUUUUAACCUCCUC